Messenger RNA from Gossypium arboreum, 3030 nucleotides. RefSeq names its product putative disease resistance protein RGA1. Gene Ontology annotation, molecular function: ADP binding. The transcript has 3 exons. The coding region runs from base 1050 to 2765 and encodes 571 amino acids. Lineage: Eukaryota; Viridiplantae; Streptophyta; Magnoliopsida; Malvales; Malvaceae. Gene Ontology annotation, biological process: defense response to other organism. The record is from RefSeq and is a predicted model, not a curated record.
AAAUUUCUUUGUACUUUUCACUUGGUGGGGCUAAAUUAUUGUUAUUAUUAUUCCCACCAUUCAAUAAAAUAUUACCAAAACAGACUUUCUUUUUUGAUCUUGACCAAAAGGAUCAUCCAUCCAGCAUAAACCAAAUUAAAGAACAUUAUUCCUCGUAUCUUUGAAAACCUCUUGAGAUUUUGACAGCAGAGUUAUAGCGGAAUCGUUUCUCUCCAUCAUUGCCGAUACCCUUUUGAAGAACAUCAUCUCCCCUAGUAUCAAACAAACUAUCUCUGUAUUGAAUGCCAGUGAUUUGAAAAGGCCGGAGGAAACCAUGACAUACAUCAAAGCUGUGCUGUUAGAUGCUGAAAAACCGCAGCAGCACAAUCAGACAUUGCGCCUUAGUUUGACCAAGCUAAGAGGCGUCUUUUCUGAUGCUGAGGAUGUGCUCGAUGAAUUCAGGUGUGACGCUCUGCGAAAGGAGUUGAAAACGGUACAUUUCUCCUCCAUCUCUAUCCCUUUUGCAUACUCUUUUAGGAUGGGUCACAAAAUAAAAAAGAUCAACGAAAGGUUAGAGACCAUUGCUACUGAUUUCAAAAGAUUUAAUCUAGGAGAGAAUGUUCAAAUUCUUCAGAACCGACCGUAUGUUGUUCAAAGUCAUAGGGACACCCACUCCUUCAUGACUUUGAAGGUACUUGGUCGAGAUCAAGUCAAAGAGAACAUUAUAGAUCUUCUAGUCCAGCCAAGGGGUGUGGAAACCAUGACUGUCAUCCCCAUAGUUGGAAUAGGAGGUUUGGGGAAAACUACGCUUGCUCAGUUUGUGUACAAUUAUGAAAGAGUGAGUCGGAGUUUUCCCUUGAAACUAUGGGUGUGUGUAUCCGAGUUUUUCGACGUUGCUAGGUUGCUUUGCGAGAUUAUUUUCUACAUCAACCAUGAAAUGUGAUGGUUUACAGUCAAUGCACUGUUGACUCUUCUCCAAAGUCUUAUAGAAGGUAAAAUUUUUUUACUUAAUUCUGGAUGAUGUGUGGAAUGAAGAUCGUGUCAAGUGGGAUGAAUUGAAAGCCAUAUUGAUGAAAUUGGAUUAUCUGCAUCAAAGUAAAAUCAUUGUUACCACAAGAAGUUUAGCCGUCGCAUCAAUAAUGGGUACUCAAAGUCCUUAUGAACUAGAAGCUCUUAGUCAUGAAAAUAGCUUGUCUCUGUUACUAAAAUGGGCAUUUAACCAAGGGGACGAAGAACAAUAUCCAAACCCAUUGGGAAUUGUUGAUGAAAUUGUGAAGAAAUGCAAAGGUGUUCCUUUGGCAGUGAGAACUAUGGGAAGUUUACUUUAUGGAAAAACUCGUCAACGUGAGUGGGAACUGAUAAGAGAUAAUCACAUCUGGAAGCUUGAUCAAGAAGAGACAGGCAUCUUAGCUGCACUAAAAUUAAGUGACAAUCAUUUGCCCCAUCAUUUGAAACGAUGUCUAGCUUAUUUGUCAUUGUUUCCCAAGGAUACACUUUAUGACACUGAUUAUAUCAUCCAAUCCUGGUUGGCUAAUGGAUUUCUCCCAAGCCCCGUGCAAGAAGAUGAUGUGUGCUGCGAAGACAUUGGUUUACAGUAUUUCAAAGACUUACGGUCCAAGGGAUUUGUCCAAGAUGUUGAUGACCAAGUUACAUUUUAUAAGUUCAAAAUCCAUGAUCUGAUACAUGAUCUUGCGCUAAGUGUUUCACAAGAAGAGUGCUUAACCAUAUAUCAGCAAACGAUAAGUGCUUCUGAAAAUGUUCGGCAUUUGGCAUUCGCUGAGCAUUAUCCGAUGAGAAUUCUGCAGCCAUUUUUGAAGAAGUUGAAAGGUGUGCGCACGUUAGUAAGUCUAACUUCAUGGGGACAAUUCAAGGAGGUGGAGAAAACAUUUUUGAGUGCUUGCAUCUCAUAUUUUAAGUACCUGCGGCUAAUUGAGUUGGAAAAUUGCACGUUAAAGGCAUUACCAAAGUCCAUUUGCACCCUAAAGCAUUUAAAGUGUCUUAACUUAAGUAGCUGCCAUAAUUUGAGGAGAGUUCCAAAGUCCAUCCAUAAACUUCAGAGCUUGCUGACAUUGAGAUUAUUUAAUCUCCCAAGGUUUCAAGUGUCUGACAAUUUGCGAAGGUUGAUCAAUUUAAGAUUUCUGGAGAUAUCAGGGGAUGACAUGCAAUUAAGAGAGGUUCGACCUGGUAAUUGGAGUUCACUUCGAUUCUUAUACUUUUGCAAGUGCACGACACUGAAAUGUUUGUUUGAAGGGAUGGAAAACCUCACAUCACUCAAAGAUUUGAUUUUCGCAUGUUGUUAUGAACUUGAAUCACUAUCUCGAAGUCUGAAAUUCCUUGUUAAAUUAGAGGAUAUUUGUAUUAUUUCUUGCCCAAAAAUCAAUUUACUCAUGGAACCUCAAGGGAUAGAAGAUCAAAACCUUCACUUGGGUCUUAAAAAUUUCAUAAUUCGUGAUGCGCCAAGUUUAAGGGAUCUACCUCGGUUGCUUCUUGAAGCAUCUGCUAGCCAUUUGGAGUUCAUUGAAAUCAGGGGUUGCCCUGAAUUGGAGGCAUUGCCAAAUUGGUUUCAAAACUUAAUUUCACUUCAAAGAUUAGAGAUUAUUGAUUGUCCCAAAUUAUCUCGUCUUUUUGAUGGAGUAGAGCAUCUCACUUCCCUCAAACAACUAAAGAUCCAACAAUGUCCAACAAUGAAUGAUAAAUAUCGACCGCAAACUGGUGCAGAUUGGUCCAAGAUAUCACACAUCCAAGAAGUUUAUAUUGAAGAGCAAAAGAUUAUCAAGUCAAGUUAGAGGUAAAGGAAAGUGGAUGGCUAGCUGAGAAUAAGGGAGCAGCAGGUCUAAUGGUGGAAAACUAUGGGAAGGGUAGCAGUUCUUUGUUUGAUUUACACUCUUUGUAUUGUGAAUUGAGGAGAUGAUGCAAUAUUUGAACAACACUUUGUUUUAUUUUGCCUCUGUCCUUCAUUUGGAAGGAAACAUUGUCUCGGAAUAUCUAUGGUGUUGUAUGGGUAACUCAUGAAUUUAAUUGAAAUUUUAUUUUCCUAUUAAUAUUUCAUCA